Messenger RNA from Scatophagus argus, 2769 nucleotides. RefSeq names its product protein-glutamine gamma-glutamyltransferase 2-like. Gene Ontology annotation, molecular function: protein-glutamine gamma-glutamyltransferase activity. Gene Ontology annotation, biological process: peptide cross-linking. The transcript is spliced from 15 exons. NCBI's taxonomy places the organism in Eukaryota, Metazoa, Chordata, Actinopteri, Scatophagidae. Bases 404 to 2479 code for a protein of 691 amino acids. The record is from RefSeq and is a predicted model, not a curated record.
UUCAAAGACCAGCUUGACCACAUUCAUCUCAGGCCAUUUCAGGUCUAUGUGUGGCUGAACUUUUUAACUUUGCUGCUUUAGGUUGUCCAUCAUCAUCAUCAUCAUCAUCAUCGACCGGUUUGUGCUUGUUUUUGAUCCACAAGUCUGAUGGCGUCUGCAGCCCUAAAAAUUCAUGUGGGAAUUCCUGGGAAAGCUUAAUCAUUUUCUCGCUAAUCUGUUCACAGUGGAGUGAGAGCGAGACGAAACCUAUCACACCCUCCCUCAUUCUUUCACCCCUCAGCUGUUAUUUUAUCACAAAGAGGAAGUGCACACGCCCCAUCACAGUGCCUUUAAAAAUCAGGACGCUGAGCUGAUGGUCACUUUGGUGCCGAACUGAAGCUGAACUGUGCUGCACGCCGACGGGAUGGCAAACACAAUUCAAAACGUGGACUUUCACUGCCAGGCCAACAACGGCGCCCAUCGCACCAUUGAAAUCAGCACCAAGCAGCUGAUUGUGAGGCGAGGCCUGUCCUUCCUCCUCACUCUGGACAUGACACGGCCUUUCAACGACUUCGACCCGCUCGUCCUCAUCGCAGAGACGGGUCCUGCCCCGUCAGAGAAGCGUGGUACCCGGUCCGAGUUUGGGAACCCAUCUCCCAUGUACGCCGCAGACGUCAAGGCGAUAUGGAAGUACAGCAUCAACGGGAGAGCCAACCUGGAGAAGGGCACGGUGAACCUGUCGGUGACCCCACCGGCCGACGCUCCCGUGGGCAAGUACUCGCUGUCUGCGAGGACUUCCACAAAAACAACCUCUCUAGGAACCCUGGUGGUGCUCUUCAACCCCUGGUGCUCAGAUGACUGGGUGUAUCUUCCCGAUGACAGGGAAAGACAAGAAUACGUGAUGAAUGAAUAUGGACUCAUCUAUUAUGGAACGUCACAUUACGCCAAGCCCAUGAACUGGCUGUUUGGACAGUUUGAGGAGGAAAUGGUGGACAUUUGUCUCAAGAUGUUGGACAUCAACCCAAAACACGCCAAAAACCCAGCUGAUGACGUCUCCGCUCGCUGUAACCCCAUCUAUGUUAGUCGUGUGGUCAGCGCGAUGAUCAACGCCAACGGCGAUCACGGUGUGUUAGUGGGACGCUGGAACGGCGACUACGGGGACGGAGUGAACCCAACCCACUGGACCGGCAGCGUAAGCAUCCUUCAGCGCUGGUAUCAAAGCAACUGCCGCCCGGUCAAGUACGGCCAGUGCUGGGUGUUCGCCGGCGUAAUGUGCACAGUGAUGCGGUUUUGGGGUAUCCCGUGUCGCGUUGUCACAAACUUCGAGUCAGCUCACGACACAAACGGCAACCUCACGAUCGACAAGUACUAUGACGACUAUGGAGAACGAGCAUCGGACACCUCAGACAGCAUCUGGAACUUCCAUGUGUGGGUGGAGGGAUGGAUGAAACGACCAGACCUCCAGAAAGGAAACAGUUAUGACGGCUGGCAGGUCUUGGAUCCCACACCGCAGGAACUGAGCGAAGGGGUGUAUUGCUGUGGUCCGGCCUCAGUCGCUGCCAUUCUCCAGGGCGAGGCUAACCUGAAGUACGACGUGCCGUUUGUCUUUGCCGAGGUCAACGCCGACGUUGUCAAAUGGAAGGUUAGCUCUGAUGGUUCCAAGAGGAAAAUGCACUCUGACACAACAACAGUAGGACAGAACAUCUCCACUAAAUCUGUGGGCAACAACAUGAGAAGCAACAUCACAGAUUGCUACAAACACAGAGAAGGCAGCGCAAACGAGAGGGAAGUCUUCAGGCGUGCCCUCCACAAAGUGAACUCUGGAGAUGAUGGUGACAACGGAGAGGAGCCGCUGAAGAUGGAGAUAAAAUUUGAAGAGGCGGCCGAGAUGUUGAGUGGUCAGGACGUCAAGUUGAAGCUGAAGCUGAGCAACACAGAUCAAACCAGGAGGACACUGCUCAUCUACAUCAAUGCUCAGGCCAUGAGGUACAAUGGAAAACCAACAAGCAACAUCCAGAGCACCGUCCUCGAGAAGAUGCUCCAGCCCGGACGAGAUGUGAUCCUACCUGUUCAGAUCCCCUACUCGGUCUACAGAAAAUACAUGGGGGGCUGUGACAGCAUGAGGGUUUCAGCCAUGGCCAUUGACAAACAGCAGGAAGACGACAUCUACGAGACUGAGAUCGACAUCGUCCUAAAGGACCCUCUCGUCUCCGUGAAGGUCUUGAGCGAGGCACGUCUGCACCGCGCACUGACUAUGGUGGUGGAAUUCAAAAACCCACUCAAUGAAACGCUGAAAAACUGCUCUCUGACUGUCGUUGGAUGUGGCCUUUUCAGAUCGGACCACGUAGACAGCGUCCCGGAGUUGGACCCAAACGCCACGAUGAAGCUGAGGAUCGUAACGUACCCCUACAAGGUCGGACCGAAGACUGUGGUGGCCGACUUCGACUGCAGCGCCUUCAGGGACAUAAAGGGCACCUGCACUGUGGACGUCAAACCCUGAAGAUCUGCCGACACUCUAAACUUCCAGUGCGCCUUGUAUGAUCAGUUAAGAUAAGCAAGAUAGUCGUGAUGUCUCUUAUCAUCACUCGUGCUCUUUCUAACAAAUGUGUUUAAUGUAUUUCAUUUGAGCUGACUAUCCAUUUAUUAUCAUCAUUGUUAUUAUCACUAUAUUUAGAUCACCAAUCACACUACAAAUAUUUUAUUGUUCGAUCUUUCUUUGCCUAUCAAAUAUGAAGCUAAUAAAUCUGCAGCCCAAUCAAGACUCCAAUAAACAAGAUAUUCGUGAUAUGA